AUGGAAUCUGUACGAGUCAACCCCAAGUUGUCCGCUAUGCCGACCGAGAAUACAAUGAACGACGACCAUGGAAAAUCCCCAAUCUUUCGUUACGAAGAAAAAGAAAAUCGUGGGAAUAUCGAAAUGGCCAGUGCCCACCUCGAAGAGAUCCAAAUUUUCAAACAAGGACUUCAUCAACGACAUAUUCAGAUGAUUGCCUUAGCAGGGACGAUUGGCACUGGUCUUUUUCUCAGUUCUGGUCAGGCAAUUGCAGUGGCCGGACCUUUGGGGGCUUUCAUGGCCUAUUCUAUCGUUGGUCUCAGCGUUUCCAGCGUCAUUUUCGCCGUGGGAGAAAUGGGUGCGCUCGUUCCACUCAAUGGGGGUGCGAUCCGAUAUGCAGAACUAUUUUGCGAUCCAGCUUUGGCAUUUGCUAAUGGCUGGAAUCAAAUCUAUUCAUACCUGGUAUCUAUCCCGGCUGAACUUGUCGCCGCUGCAGUCAUUGUGGAGUUCUGGGCAACGGUAAGCAAUGCUAUUUGGAUCACCAUUUUCGGCUUAUUGAUGAUGAUAACUGCCCUUGUCUUUGUUCGAGUUUAUGGAGAGUUAGAGUUCUGCUUCUCGAUGCUCAAAAUUAUGUUGAUCAUUGCGAUCAAUAUAAUGGCAUUGGUGAUCACUUGCGGUGGUGGUCCGAACCAUGUUGCUAUUGGAUUCAGCUACUGGGUCAAGCCAGGCCCAAUGGUCCAGUAUCUCAAUGUCCCUGGCUUGCUAGGUCGCUUCCUUGGCUUCUGGAAAACCUUUGACAGCGCUCUCUACGCUUACUCAGGGAUCGAGAACAUCACCGUGGCUGCCGCUGAGACAAAAAGCCCUCGCACGGCCAUCCCAAUGGCCGCCAGGGGAAUCUUCUUCCGCAUCCGUAUUUUCUACGUUCUGACGAUUUUCAUGGUUGGAUUGGUUGUACCCUCUGAUGACCCGAGCCUGUUAAACUCUACCAAUACCGCCUCGCAAUCCCCAUUUGUCAUUGCGGCUCGCAAUGCAGGAAUCAAGGUGUUCCCAUCAGUCAUCAAUGCAGUUGUCUUAACAUCGGCAUGGUCGUCUGGAAAUUCCAACAUGCUUGGCGGAUCCCGGAUUCUGUUCGGCAUGGCUGUCCAUGGCCAUGCACCCGCAAUUUUCAAACGAACUAGUCGUUUUGGAAUACCUUACGUGGCAGUCAUGUUUUAUGGUCUUUUCAUGGGUCUAGGCUAUAUGACCCUCUCCAGCUCUGCUAGUAAUGUAUUCAGCUGGAUGCAGAGUAUUGUUUCGAUCUCCACCCUCGUCAACUUUAUAUGCAUUUGCAUCGUCUAUCUGCGUUUCAUAUACGGUUGUCAAAAGCAAGGAAUCGAUCGGCACAAGGAACUGCCAUGGGCAGCGCCUUUCCAACCAUUCACCACAUGGGCAUCUUUAUUGAUCUUUGUCCUUCUUGAAUUCACUGGGGGGUUUACCACUUUCAUGAAGGGGAGGUGGAGUACAGAAACCUUCAUUUCCUCCUACAUCAAUUUGCCUCUCUUUGUUUUGGUAUAUGUUGGGUACAACUUAUUCAUGAAAACCAAAAUUCUGUCUUUAGAGGAUAUUCCAAUUCGACCAUUUGUAGAAAGUGCGAAAAAGAGCCCGGAGCCGCCGGUGAAAAGGAAGCGAGGACUGGCAAAGCUCAAUAUUUUGUGGUCUUAG
This is a messenger RNA of Penicillium cosmopolitanum, 1680 nucleotides long. RefSeq lists its product as uncharacterized. Bases 1 to 1680 code for a protein of 559 amino acids. Lineage: Eukaryota; Fungi; Ascomycota; Eurotiomycetes; Eurotiales; Aspergillaceae. The record is from RefSeq and is a predicted model, not a curated record. The transcript has a single exon. Gene Ontology annotation, cellular component: membrane. Gene Ontology annotation, biological process: amino acid transmembrane transport. Gene Ontology annotation, molecular function: amino acid transmembrane transporter activity.